UCAGCCAAAAUAAUAGAUUAAGAAGACUCCCUUUGAAGCACGAAGUGUGCCAAAAGGGUUAAAAAAAAAAAAACACAAACAAAUCUCGUGAUUGUCCUUGCUUAUUUAAGAUAAGCUUUUGUCCACUCUAUUGUAAUAUAAAAAAAAAAAAUCAAAGGAUAAGUGCUCUAUAUACUUUGUAAUGGAGAUUGUAGUUGAAGAAGAUAUUGUGAUUGUGGGAGCUGGAAUUGCUGGCCUCACAACAUCCUUGGCACUUCACAGAUUGGGUGUAGAAAGUUUGGUAUUAGAAUCUUCAGAUAGUUUGCGAGUCGGUGGAUUUGCUUUAACGUUAUGGGAAAAUGCUUGGAAGGCCUUGGAUGUUGUAGGUGUUGGAAAUAUCCUCCGCCACCAACAUCUACAACUUCAUCGGCUUGUCACUACUACUUUGAUUACAGGGCAACAAACUUCAACCACGUCUUUCAAGGACAGAAAAUUAGCAAAGCAUGGACCCUAUGAAGUUCGUUGUGUUAGAAGGCAGUUAUUGUUGGAAGCCCUUGCUAGUGAGCUUCCAAGUGGCACUAUUAGGUACUUGUCAAAGGUUGUUGCUAUUCAGGAAUCUGGUUUCUUUAAGAUACUCCAUCUUGCCGAUGGAACAACCAUCAAAACCAAGGUAUUGAUCGGGUGUGAUGGAGUUAACUCUUUGGUAGCAAAGUGGCUAGGCUUCAAGGAGGCCUCUUACACAGGGAGAUAUGCAGCCAGGGGCUAUUCAGAGUGCGAGACCAAUCAUGAGUUGGAACCAAUGUUCAUGCAAUACUUUGGUAAAGGUUUUAGAGCUGGAGCUCUUCCAUGUAAUGAGAAGGGUGUUUACUGGUUUUUUACAUGGACUCCUACAAGCCAAGAAAAAGAGCUACUACAAGACCCGGCUAAACUGAAAGAAUAUGUAUUAAAGAAGUUAGAGAAAAUGCCAAGUGAUGUUAGAUCUUUCAUAGAAAACACUGAGAUAGAUGCUUUCCAUUCAGCUCCAUUGAGAUAUAGAAAUCCAUGGGAGCUCAUAAUGGGAAAUAUUAGCAAAGGAAAUGUUUGUGUUGUUGGUGAUGCUUUACACUCUAUGGCACCUGAUCUUGCCCAAGGGGGGUGUUCUGCUUUAGAAGAUGGGGUGGUAUUAGCAAGGUGCUUAGCUGAGAUAUUUUCCAAGAGAUUGAAGGAAGAAGAUGAAUACAAAAGGAUUGAGGAAGGUUUGAAGAAAUAUGCAAAGGAGAGAAGAUGGAGAUCCAUUGAUCUCAUUGGUAGAUCUUAUGUUGUGGGUUCUAUUCAGCAAGGUGGUUCAAAAUUGGUCAACUUCUUUAGAGAUAAAAUUUUGGCUACAUUCUUAGCCCAUCAGUUGUUGAAGAAGUCUGAUUUUGAUUGUGGAAAACUAAGAGAGCCCUAAUUAGUGACACAAUCAAUAAUAAUUAGUGACACAAUCAUCUUACAAUAAUAAUAAUUAGUGACACAAUCAUCUUCCAAUGAUUAUGAACCUAUGUUAUUUACUUUUGAAGAUAUUACUUUUCCUUUUCAGCAUGGUUUAUGUUGAUUAGAGAAUAACACAUCAAACUCCAUUGAUAUGUUGUAAUGAAUGACGGUAAUAAGCAAACCGUGAAAGAAUAAAUCAGAAGCUUCUCAUGAAUGCCAA
Messenger RNA from Medicago truncatula (barrel medic), 1651 nucleotides. RefSeq names its product monooxygenase 2. The record is from RefSeq and is a predicted model, not a curated record. The coding region runs from base 182 to 1408 and encodes 408 amino acids. Lineage: Eukaryota; Viridiplantae; Streptophyta; Magnoliopsida; Fabales; Fabaceae. The transcript has 6 exons. Gene Ontology annotation, molecular function: FAD binding.